Messenger RNA from Necator americanus (New World hookworm), 777 nucleotides. RefSeq lists its product as uncharacterized. NCBI's taxonomy places the organism in Eukaryota, Metazoa, Nematoda, Chromadorea, Rhabditida, Ancylostomatidae. The coding region runs from base 1 to 777 and encodes 258 amino acids. The record is from RefSeq and is a predicted model, not a curated record. The transcript has 4 exons. Gene Ontology annotation, molecular function: nucleic acid binding.
AUGAAAAUGGCAAUCGUCUCGCCUGGCUGUUUGUCCGCCUCUCGCCUCUUUCAUGGAAACUCUCUUUUCAUGAAGAAAGAUCAUCGUCGGUGGACAUGGGAAUCGCCCAAUGGCGGGACUCGUGCGGAGAUCGCCAACAUACUCACCAACCGGAGGCAACGAAGGAGAAAAGAAGUCGUCUACGACGAUUGCCUACUCGAGGACUCCUUGUCCCAAGGUGACUGGUACAUCGAGAAGAACCCAAACAUGGACUACGAGAUACUCUUCAAAGCCGGAAACAAGAAACUCGAAGAUGAGAAUCGCUCUGGUCGACCGACAGCAAUAUCGUUCGACGAACUGAAGAUUCUGGGGAGCAGCAUCCAAAUGAAGGUGUGCGGUAUUUUGCUGCCAGCCUUGGCUGUUCGCUGUCCACGGCGUCUUUGGCAACCGCCAAAGACGCCUGGACAUCUGCACUCAGCGCUCUCCAGAAGCCGCAGAUUUAACUGGUUGGACACCAUUGUCACUGGAGAUGAAAAAUGGGUCCUCUACGUCAACCACACUCAAAAACGUGUGUGGUGCCCAGACGAUGAAAUGCCGGAUCCUUCCGUGAAAGGGGAAAUCCAUGAGAAGAAGGUCAUGCUGCGCGUCUGGUGGGGAGUUCAUGGAAUCUACCGUUUCGAACUGCUGCCGGACAAACGACAGUUACUGCUGAGGUCUACUGCGCUCAUCUGCAAACACUGCCGACAAGAUCCGCAAGGAGUACCCGAAGCUCGACAACGUUCGCCUGCUGCACGAUAA